Scleropages formosus (Asian bonytongue) is the source of this 2307-nucleotide messenger RNA. RefSeq names its product SUMO specific peptidase 3a (gene senp3a). Gene Ontology annotation, molecular function: deSUMOylase activity. Gene Ontology annotation, biological process: proteolysis; protein desumoylation. The transcript is spliced from 11 exons. NCBI's taxonomy places the organism in Eukaryota, Metazoa, Chordata, Actinopteri, Osteoglossiformes, Osteoglossidae. Bases 200 to 1702 code for a protein of 500 amino acids. The record is from RefSeq and is a predicted model, not a curated record. Gene Ontology annotation, cellular component: nucleus.
CUGCCUUCGUUGUAAAGAGGCGCCGGCUCCCAUUGAAGGGGACACGGUUUAAAGAGCCUUUCUUCUUGUUUACGUUCGCAUACCGGUUUCGUAGGUACAUAUAAACUGCAAACGAAAAGGCUUAAGGUGACAUUCUACAGAAAGCCGCAGUAUAACGGUUGGAGGCGAGCUGGCGCAGGUGGUGGGUUUUGCGUGGACAAUGCGGGACAGUGGUGGCAGCCUUGCACAAAACUGUUGGCAGAAUGAGCUGAACUUAGCAGGGGCACAAGAGGGCAGUGGGGUUACAGGCAUCAGAGGAGCCCACCUUCUGGGCCCCACUUCCAGCCUUUCGCACCUGAAAAUAGGCCGGCAAGAAGUGAAUGAGAAGGUAUGGGCAGUAGGAUAUUUAGAGAAAGAGGCAGAGGUGAAUGAGGAGGAAUAUGAAGGAUUCAGCUGGGAGGAGUGUGGUGUGAAGGAGUGGAAGGCAGCCUCAUCUCCACAGCACUCACAGCAGCGGGCUGGGUAUGAAGCCAGGGAUUUGCCCAACAGCCCGGCCUGGACAGGGCACAACCGACUCAAGGCACGGAGGCUGAGGCUCCGUGGGUGCCCAGGCUUCCACUCUAGCCUUACUCUACGGUGGAAGUCGUGGCGCCGACGUGCCCGGAGGUAUCGGAAUCUUGGGCACAGACAGGCAAGGAGGUGUCGAGAAGGCAGCCUUUCACAGCUAGCAGGGCCCCUGCUGAAUGGAGACCCUGGUAACUUUGGCAAGCUCACGGGGUCGGGUGCUGAGUCACGGUGCUUUGGAUUGAAUGGUUUCAUAGAGGAGAUUCAGACUAAUAAGGGGGAAGGACAUGAUUCCCCUGCCGAGUCACACAUCGACACAUCGAGUCCCCAGCAGGAUAAGGAUACACCUCCUAAUGUGCUCACAGAAGAACACAUGACAUGUGUCCAAGGGAUCCUGGAUGAGUUCCUGCAAAGGUAUGGCAGCUUGAUUCCUAUCCACGUUGAUGAGGUGGUGGAGAAGCUGCAGGAUAUCUUCAGUGAGAGUUUCUCCCAGCCGCACAGGAAGAUGGUGGUGCAGCAUCUAAUUCAGUCUUACCAGCGGCUCUCCGGCACUGCUGUGGUGCGAGGGUUUCGGGUGAACUACAAGCGCCACGUUCUUACAAUGGAUGACCUCAGUACGUUGUAUGGGCAGAACUGGCUCAAUGACCAGGUUAUGAACAUGUAUGGUGACCUGGUGAUGGACACUGUCCCAGAAAAGGUUCAUUUCUUCAACAGUUUCUUUUAUGACAAGUUGAGGACAAAAGGAUAUGAAGGAGUCAAACGGUGGACAAAAAAUGUUGACAUCUUCCGGAAGGAACUCCUGCUGAUGCCCAUUCACCUCGAGGUUCACUGGUCACUGGUGUGCGUGGAUGUUCCACGUCGCGUCAUCACCUACUUUGACUCCCAGCGCACCCUAAACCGCCGAUGUCCCAAGCACAUUGCAAAGUACCUGCAGGCAGAGGCUAUCAAGAAGGAACAGAGAGAUUUCCUCACUGGAUGGAAAGGUGUUUUCAAAAUGAAUGUUGCCAGGCAGAACAAUGAUAGUGACUGUGGGGCAUUUGUACUUCAGUACUGCAAGUGCCUGGCCCUGGGACAGCCCUUUAACUUCGGCCAGCAAGACAUGCCCCGGCUCCGGAGGCUCAUGUACAAAGAACUGUGUGACUGCAAACUUUCUCUCUGAGGCCUGAAUGCACACAGCAUGAGAAUGAGCUAGAGAACCAGGAGUCGACCAUAUGGACCGCUCAGCCAUUUUCACUGACAGCCAAGAGACUUUUACAAUAAGGACAUCUUUUCCCCCUUUCCAGUUGUCUCUAAAACCCCUUUUCCUCCCUGGUUUUGUAACUUUAUCUUCUGUAUCUUGUGGUUGACUGAGGUCAACUGUGCUCUUGCCCAGAGUUACCAAUGAACACAAUGAGGAACUCUAAAAUAUCACUGCUGGCCAUGGCCAAACAAAUAAAUGCGUUCUUGUCAUCUUGAUGCCAGCAACUGAUAAGCUAUUUCACAAAGGAGGGAGGAGAUGAAGCAGUCGGUUUUAUUUCAUUUCAUAAAAAAUACACAUAUAUACAGUGUAUAUAUACAUAUACAAAACUGUUUGAAAAGUCUGAUUCUGUGGACCCAAACAGCUGUAUUCUGUUUCUCUGUAUGGUGUUUUUUGACUAUGGCUACAGUCCACUUAAGUUAAACAUUGUUAGUUAAGAGAAGACUGAAAAUGAGACAUGCAGCUGUUUUAUAACUUUUAAAAUGCAUACAUUGUGGUACAAGUUACAAAUAAAAGGAAGCAUAUGA